Eurytemora carolleeae is the source of this 3611-nucleotide messenger RNA. RefSeq lists its product as uncharacterized. The transcript is spliced from 15 exons. NCBI's taxonomy places the organism in Eukaryota, Metazoa, Arthropoda, Copepoda, Calanoida, Temoridae. The record is from RefSeq and is a predicted model, not a curated record. Bases 760 to 3093 code for a protein of 777 amino acids.
AAAUGCCCCGAAUCGGCUGUAAACCAAACAAUAUAUAUAUAUGAUAAUUUUACGACAUUUUACCAUAAUUCAUGCUGUUAAAAAGUAAAAAUAUGCGUGUCUCCAGAUUGAUCUGUAGAUUUAGAAUAGAUCUGUUUUUAAAGAAUGAAUUUUAUUUUUAUAAAUAUGUUACAAAAAAAACUUAAACUGAUGGAAACCCAUAGAUUAUUUUGCAAUUAUCCGUCUUUUAUUACAAUUUGAAUAAAUUAUAAGUUUAUUUUUUUAAUCUUUUGGUUAUUUUGAAAACCAUUAUGAUGUGUUUUUUGGUAUGAUUUUAUUUUUGAUAUCAGUAAUUUCUUUAAUAUUAUCCAAAAUGGCGUGUUAAGCCGUGCUAUUCUUUUCGUUAUCAUUGGGAAAAAUGCAGGAUCAAUGAGAAAGUAUCUACUGGGCAACGGUUGAUCAGUUCCCAACAAGUAGCGGAGAAAACCCGCGCCCUAAUAUCCGAGGGUAUCUGGACUAAAGAGCAGCGGAGAGAACCCGUCCGGUAUCCUAGAGGUACCUUGAGCAAAGAAGCGCGUCAAGAUCAUAAAUCUCACGGAAGAUGCGAGGCGAGGGUUCCGAGAAAGUGAGAUUACUGAGUGAAAGUGUUUAAGAGUGUUUGUCCCUGUAGUCCCGCGGGGUUCAGUGUUAUCUGGUCAAGUGCAGGAUCUACCAGAAAUAGACGUAAUGAAAGUGAAACUUAAUUAGCACAUUGAAAGGUUCUGAAGAGCAGAGAUCAGGAUGAAUCUAAAAUAUCUUCCAGUUUUUGUUUGUUUACUUCUACAAAACCGGUUUGCUGACGGGUUAACGUGCUACCAGUGUGCCAAUACUGAUGGUAAACUGUGCCCCUAUGAUGCAAAUGCAUUUACAUCAUUAUCUCAUGAUGCAUGCAUAGCCUGGAAGCUUGGUAAUGGUUCAGUCAUUUUACAGAACCUAGUAUCCGCAGCAGAAGAAUGUACAGAGGAGAAGAUCAAGUUCUGGUCCAGGUUCAUCGAUCUAUACUACAAUGCAUACGGAGGAUCAGUAUCCUGCUGUUACUCUGACCUAUGUAAUGAUGGGAAAGCUGCUCAUUCAAGUUUUAUCGCAACCUCCAAUCAAAUCAAAUUUUCAUCUUCUCCAGUAGGAUUAGUAGCUGGACAAGAACCUGGAUACGGAGCUUGGUCAGAUUCAUUAUUAUCUCCAGUAAAGCUGGCGAACAAUGGAAACUGUGAGAAAUAUUUUGAUAAAAUUAGUGCUGAUGAAUGGAUGCCCGAUAUUCUAAUCCCCCUGGCCUACGACCGUGCCUCCCAGACGAAGGUUGGCGUGUUCUAUACCAAACUAGGGGAGAAGGGAGGGAACAAUGACCAUGUCGUGGUUAGGCUCGUCAACAGAUCCAAACAGAACCUCACCAUGUACAGCAUUAAACUGUUUAGGGUUGGGUCUGUCUCCAUACACAUCAGUAAACUUGAGACCCAGAGAAACGGGGGAGGAUACGUCCAGCAGGAUGGAAAGAAAGCAUCGUUUAAUAGAGUUGUAGAUCUGGAUGAACGAGACGAAUAUCAAGGAUUCUGGAUCUCAAUACAGGAAGAUAUAACCGUAUCCGUUGGAAAAAUCGGAGAUCCAUUAAUUGAUCCGAUCGGAAACUAUUCGGAUAUACUGAGAGAAGGUCCUAAUGAACCAUAUUAUUUCGGUUUAACCACUCCGACCGGUUCAUCGGCAUCAUUCGGUGUAAACUGCGAUAUGCCCGGACUUCACUUCCCGGAUACUUGUGUCACGGAUAAUGACUGUGAGGACUACCCGGAGACUGUGUGCGGAUCUAGACCUCUCAACGAGGGUUUGGAUCCAGGUAUAAGACCUGAACCGUAUGAUCAGUGGUCCGAGGGAGAUACUCUGCUCAAGUCGUGUUGGUGUAAGGUUGGACGGAUUCGUAUCCCGGAGUCGAAAGGUUGCUAUGAUCCUAUACGUAAAGUUGUAACCCUGAGAGAUGCCUGUUUUGCGAACUAUCACUGUGACCAUCUUCCAAACACAGUUUGUUCCCUAGACCGGGAGAUGCCUAAGUUUAACAAGUCCUGUCAAUGUGUUCCCGGUCAUAAACCUUUUGAACCUGAUGCAAGGACAGGACUUAUCGAAGGGUGUGCUCCUCUCACUGCUGCAGACAAGGGUACUGUCUCUGGGUGCUCCCGGAGAUUUAGUAUCCAGGACAAGGCGGAGUGGGUGCCGGAGACCGUAUUCCCUCUUCAGCACGACGAGCAGAGGGGAGCUGAUGUCGGGGUGUUCUUUGUAUCUUUAGGGAAGAGCAUUGAUUCUCUGAACAAGGGAGAUGAUACUGCUGUUAUCAGAUUGCUGGACUCUGAGAAGGAUCGUCGGAAAAUGUUAACUAUCAAGGUGGACAGGAAGACGGGGAAGAUCACGAUCUGUGAGAGUAAGAUCACCAGGAACUUCUUCUUCUCUGAUGAGACGGAUCGACAGGUUGCGGAGUUCUCAGAUUAUGAAACUAAGAGAAAACUUGAGAAUGGGUUUGUAGGAUUCUGGAUCCAAUAUAAAUAUGAGGAGGGGUACGGUGGUCUUCUUAGUGUUGGGUUUAACGGAUCUCCGUUUGCGAAGGAGUUUGCAAUUAUUAAAUGGACGGAUUCAUCUACAUCAGCUUUAACCUCGAUACAUUAUAUCGGAUUCACCGCAGGAAAUGUGCGGAGUAAGAUUGACUACGGAGCUAACUGUGUCCUGUUGAACAGCAAUAUUUUAGAAAACUACGAGGAUUCAGUUUUCACUGUAGAAAAAAGUUUUAAUCAAAUUCAAGCCGCACAGCCUUCUUCCCCUUUACAGGUUCCUAGUGGUAGUUUACAAGCUUGGGGGUAUACUGCUUCAGAUACAAUCAACCUUGGUUCAGCUUUGGACCCGGGACUACCCACAUUACCCGGAUUAACUGGACUAUCUGGACUAUCCGGGCUUCAGGGAAGACCGGAGCAGAUUGUUAUUGAACCUGUAAUUAAGAGUCAGUAUCUUACAAAGUUGAAGAGACUGCUGCCGACCUACUUCAAGGAGGGGGAGAACGAUAAGGUGCUCCAGGCCCUGGAUCAAGCAUACAGAAGUAUAUAAUCCCGUUCUUCCAGGAAAAUAUUUCCAGUAUGGACAGGAAAUAUCAGAAAAUUAAAGUUGUAAUAUUUCCGGAAAUAUCAGAAAAUUAAAAUUGUAAUAUUUCCGGAAAUAUCAGAAAACUAAACUUGUAAUAUUUCCGAAUUUCCGUUUAUAAUUUCUGUAUAGCAUAGACACUAAUUUAAACUAACUUUGUUUGUUUACAAAACUAUUUUAUACUAGCUUGGGAACCCAGCAAUGUUUUAAUAUAAGAGUCAACAUGUCUAAUUUAGACCGUUCGAGCCAAGAACAUUCCCGUGUUUCUUGCAGCUAGAGUUUUCCAGUCAAAAUUUGAGGAAAUCGUUUAAAAUCGGAAUUACAAACAAACAGAGAUUAUUAUUUUAUAUAUUUAGAUUAUUUAAUUUGAAUCAAAACCAGAACUUGGCAGCUUGAAAACUAGAAAUUCAAUUUUUUAUGAAAUAUGUAUGUAGUACAGUUUAAAUGUGAUACCAUUUGUUAUGAAAGUAAAACUCUAUAUUCAA